GGUAUAAAAUUUCAAGCGAGAGAAACAGAAGCAGGCAGUGCGCCUGGCGAGGAAAGGCAGAGGAGGCGACGGCGAAAGGGGGCCGAGGAGAGCGGAACGGCUGGGUCUCGGCGGAAAGCAAGAGGCAGCUUCUACCAGAAACCGGGCAGCCUGGAGACGGCGGAAGAGCUCCGAAAGCCGGCCAGGGGCCACCGCGAGCAGCUUUGCCCGCCCGAGCCAAGCUCAGGAGCUCUUGAGAAGAACAGCAAAGGCCAUUCAGGCGCGUCUCUUGAGGGGAGCCCCGCUCGGCGCAGUUCCCACCGGCAUGGCGAGCGACGAAGCAGCACGAAUGGACAGCCACAAGUGCGCUUUCGGUCCCUGACACGUGCGCUCCCCGUGGAGUCUCCCCGCCGCCUGCCUCCUCCGAAGCUGCCCAACGGCGCAGCGGGAUUGGGAGGCCAGGCGAGGCGGUGAAGCCGGCAACUCGGCCCGAUUUGCCCCCUGCGCGGACGCCCUCGCCCUCAUGGAGAGCAACCCCGGCGGGACGGAGCGCCGAUCCGUUUCCUCCUCUGCCUCGACGGUGGCCGUCGGCUCUUCCUAGGCUUGGUGUCCAACCCGCUCCCGAGGCCGGCGGGGAGAUCCUUCAUGCCCUUUCUCGCCAAGUGCCAAACGGCAGGAUCUGCUUGGUCGCCCGCAGGUUUCCUGCGGAGUUACCCCGCCGCCCUUUUCCCACCUUGCGCCACGCCUGAAGAUGCACUUGCGCGGGACUUUGCUGCUUCUCUCGCUCCUGAGCUUGGCCACGGUGAGCCUGUCGCUCUCCUCCUGCACGACGCUGGACCUGGAGCACAUCAAGAAGAAGAGGAUAGAGGCCAUCCGGGGCCAAAUCCUGAGCAAGUUGCGCCUAACCAGCCCUCCAGAGAGUGUGGGGCGAAGCCACGUGCCCUAUCAAGUCCUGGCUCUGUAUAACAGCACCCGGGAACUACUAGAGGAGAUGGAAGAGGAGAAGGAGGACAGCUGCUCUCAGGACAACUCGGAGUCCGAGUACUACGCCAAAGAGAUCCAUAAGUUUGACAUGAUCCAGGGCUUUCCCGAACACAAUGAGCUGCCGCUAUGCCCCAAAGAAGUAACUUCCAACAUGUUCCGCUUCAAUGUGUCUUCAGCAGAGACAAACAUCACCAACCUCUUCCGGGCAGAGUUUCGGGUCCUUCGCUUGCCAAACCUCAGCUCCAGACGUUCUGAGCAGCGUAUUGAACUCUUUCAGAUCCUGAAACCUGAUGAGCAUAUUGCAAAGCAGCGGUACCUAAGUGGCCGAAAUGUACUGACAAGGGGCUCUUCUGAAUGGCUGUCCUUCGAUGUCACAGAGACUGUCCGUGAAUGGCUUUUUCAUAGAGAAUCUAAUCUAGGACUGGAGAUUAGUGUCCAUUGCCCAUGUAACACCUUUCAAUCCAAUGGCGACAUUCUGGAGAAUCUGCAUGAGGUGCUGGAGGUCAAAUUCAGAGGGAUAGAUGGUGAAGAGAGUCACGGCCGUGGGGACUUGGGAAGCCUGAAGAAGCAAAAAGAUCUGCAAACCCCCCACCUGAUCCUGAUGAUGCUGCCUCCACAUCGUCUUGGAAGUUCAACUGUGAGAAGCCAGAGAAAGAAACGAGCAUUGGACACCAAUUAUUGCUUUCGGAAUCUGGAGGAGAACUGCUGUGUACGUCGUCUCUACAUUGAUUUUCGUCAAGAUCUGGGCUGGAAAUGGGUGCAUGAGCCAAAGGGGUACUUUGCUAACUUUUGCUCUGGGCCAUGCCCUUACCUUCGUAGUGCAGAUACCACACACAGCACGGUCCUUGGUUUAUACAAUACUCUGAAUCCCGAAGCAUCUGCUUCCCCCUGUUGUGUUCCCCAGGAUCUGGAUCCCCUGACUAUCUUGUAUUACGUUGGAAGGACCCCAAAGGUGGAACAGCUGUCUAACAUGGUUGUGAAAUCUUGCAAAUGCAGCUGAAAAGGACCCAAUGCAAUUCCCAGCUCAGAAACUGCAACCACUAUCUUUGAUCUCAGAGUAAAACUCAAUCCUAAAUCCAUUUCUCCCUUCCUGACUUUAUCACCUUGUUCCUUAUGAAGACUGUUUUUUCUCUGUGUAUGGAUAUUUGAGGAAAUGGACACCAUACAAGCUAGAUUUUUAACAGAUAAAGGCCACCAAACAAGGGAUUUUCCCAAGGAGGAAAUCAUGAGCAGAGCCGGAGCAUAUAGGAAAACUAGACUUUUUUGCCCAUCAAUAACUGUUUCAUCGAGCUCAACUUUGUUCACAAGAGGAGGAUGGCUGGUUUCCUUUUAACUGGACAUAUUUUAUUAGCACCCAUACCAUAAUGGAAGUCAUUAUUCUGCAGACAGUGAGUACUACAUGGUCCAAAUAUGAAACUUUCUCACAAACUCUUCUCCGUUUUCUUUCUCCUCCUGGAACACUUGCUGGAGGGCUUCUGUCACAGAGGUGGGCUUUGCCCCUAUAUCCCAACCCUGUUCUUUGGUAAUCUUCCAAGAAUCUUGAGGCUGUUGUGGUGGUUGAGAUCUUUAAAAAAUCUGCCCAUCUUGUACAAGGACUUAGCCUAGGCCACACCUGCCAAAAUUUUAUACAAAGUGUUAAUCUCAAUAUUGUAAAAAAAAUAAAUAUUUUUCUUUUGGAUAUUAGAAUUUUAUGUUCAAGAAAGUUGUUUCCGUAUGGAAAGGAAGAGAUACUUCUACAGCUGUGGAAGAACCCACAAAGGUCAGACUAGAGCACUUACUGCAGCAAGAAAUCACAUUUUCAGUGGCUGGGAGUCCUGAAGGAAAUGACAAUGCUGAAAUGAGAUUUGCACAAGCCAAUGGGACCAAUUUGGUUCAGUUGUUGUUUCACUCUUCAUUUGGUGGUGGUAAUGUUUUAAUUUUCCUAAUUUGUUUUUAAAGAUGUGUUAAAUCCAUGACUGAAUUUAAAGUA
Pseudonaja textilis is the source of this 2932-nucleotide messenger RNA. It is a transcript of the gene TGFB3, whose product is annotated as transforming growth factor beta 3. Gene Ontology annotation, molecular function: cytokine activity; transforming growth factor beta receptor binding; growth factor activity. Gene Ontology annotation, biological process: regulation of cell population proliferation; transforming growth factor beta receptor signaling pathway. The record is from RefSeq and is a predicted model, not a curated record. NCBI's taxonomy places the organism in Eukaryota, Metazoa, Chordata, Lepidosauria, Squamata, Elapidae. Gene Ontology annotation, cellular component: extracellular region.